GAAAGUAACAUCCAUCAAAUGGGGCUUUGAAGUUCGUACUCUGAGUCUGCAGUCUCAGUCUCAGGCCCUGACUCCCUGCACUCUUCGCGAUUUCCCACUAUUUUUACACGCAUAAGAGUACAUGGGAAUAGCGAGAGAUUCUUCUAACGAUGGGGAAGCAGAAAAAGAACGUAGGUGAAGAAGAGUCUCCAGUCGUUGAUCUCUCGUGUCCCUCUUCAAAGAUUUAUGAAGAUAUUUCCAAACACCGCACAUGUUGGCUUCACAAUGUAGCAUAUUUGCGUGGUAUCAGAAAGAAGAUAUCUAAACAACAAGCUGAGCAGUUAAGGAGCUUUGAAUUAACUUCGCCCUGUUUUUUAGGUACAUUCCCCAGUAGCAGGCGGUCAAAGGUGACUAAAAUGCAUGAAAAUGCCAUCACUAAAGAAACAAAAAAGCUAGACAGUACAACGUUUGAAUCCUAUUUCCAAAACUUAUGGAGAAGCUUGCCGGAGGAUAAAAGGAUUUCAUUUACAUACAUCGACUGCUUAUGGUUUAGCUUGUACAUGAAUAUUUCCACUAAAGAAAAAGUAUUGUCGUGGAUCAAGAGGAAGCAAAUUUUUUCGAAGAAAUAUGUUAUUGUUCCUAUAGUCAUCUGGAGUCAUUGGAACCUUCUGAUCUUUUGCAACUUUGAUGAGAGUAUGCAAUCCAAAACCAGAACUCCAUGCAUGCUGUUACUGGAUUCCCUUGAAAAUGCUAACCCUAGGCGACUUGAACCGGAUAUAAGGAAAUUUGUAUGGGACAUCUAUAAAACAGAAGGCAGGACUGAGGAUAGAAAGUCGAUCUAUCGAAUUCCAUUGUUGGUGCCUAAGGUGCCACAACAGAGAGACGGUGAAGAAUGUGGCGGUUUUGUUCUCUACUACAUAAACCAAUUUGUGCAGGGUGCUCCAGAGAAUUUCAGCAUAAAGGAUUUCCCGUACUUUAUGGAUCGAAACUGGUUCAGCGCUGACAUUGUCGCACACUUUUGUGGGGAACUUAAGGCCCUUAAAAUGUGAUUCUCGCUUCUCUUGGCUGACCUGGUGUAGGAGCUGUAAAUUCCAAUUGCCUCUUAGGUCUUAACUUGUGUUUUGUCUUUUGGGUAGAUGAUGUUAGAGUAUAUGCAGGUAAAAGGAAGUUCACCCUAUAUGUGCAGUGAGUUUGUCAUUCUCUAUAUUGUAAGAUCUAUAAUAUUUGAGAAUUGCCAAAAAUUAUAAUAUUUAUACCUUUCUCC
Molecule: messenger RNA, 1243 nt
Organism: Tripterygium wilfordii
Lineage: Eukaryota; Viridiplantae; Streptophyta; Magnoliopsida; Celastrales; Celastraceae
Product: probable ubiquitin-like-specific protease 2A
Exons: 7
Coding region: 150-1028 (292 amino acids)
Biological process (GO): proteolysis
Molecular function (GO): cysteine-type peptidase activity
Source: RefSeq, a predicted model, not a curated record